AGGCGGGGCGCAUAAAAAGGACAAAAUGAAUCAUUAAACAAAUACAGGGAAAAAGUUGUGCCUCUUUUCCUUCUUCUUUUUCCCGAUAAAAAUAAAUCUAGGGUUUUUUUAUUGUAAUUCCAAUUCGAAUUUGGAUACUGGUUCGUCUUCUUAUUCUUCAUCGAAGGUUCCUUGCCAUAAUUCAGAAUUUUCUUUCUUGUAUUCUCCGUCAAAUCCAGCCAGGAAAAAAAAAAGGGGAAGAGAAUUAGGGAUUAAAAUUUUGGCUAUCUAUAUCAGAUAUGGGACAAUGCUUUUGCUCUGAUAAGCGUCAACAGGGGGAUGAUGAUUCUGAACAGCAUGUUGAAUUUGCUGGCAGUAAUGUGCACCUCAUUACUGCCACAGAGGUCUGGGACCAGAAGGUGUCAGAAGCUAAUAAGGAUGGCAAAACUGUUUUGUUGAAUUUCAGCGCAACAUGGUGUGGUCCUUGUAGAAUGAUUGCACCAUUCUACCGUGAGUUGUCUGAGAAAUACCCUUCUCUGAUGUUCCUGUUGGUUGAUGUUGAUGAACUACCUGAAUUCAGCAGUUCAUGGGAUAUCAAAGCUACUCCGACCUUUUUCUUUCUAAGAGAUGGGAAGCAACUUGACAAGCUUGUUGGGGCCAACAAGCCAGAGCUGCAGAAGAAGAUAACUGCUAUUGUAGACUCGGUGGCUGAUUGUGACAAAUGAAUUUUGUGGUGGUUCAUGUAUUUGAGAACACAGCAAUUAGCAUCUUUGUCCAUUGUGUUCUUAGUACUAUGGUUGUUAAUUGUGAGCCUUUGUCUGUAGAUUUGGCCUGUCUUGUAAAUACGACUACAUGAAAAUUUUGGAAUGCGUAAACUGUGAAUGUGCAAUUCCACUGUAUUCUUCUACUAACAUUGCUCUGGAAAUUUAAAAUUUCUUCUCA
This is a messenger RNA of Hevea brasiliensis (rubber tree), 921 nucleotides long. Its product is annotated as thioredoxin H9. The coding region runs from base 279 to 704 and encodes 141 amino acids. The transcript has 6 exons. The record is from RefSeq and is a predicted model, not a curated record. NCBI's taxonomy places the organism in Eukaryota, Viridiplantae, Streptophyta, Magnoliopsida, Malpighiales, Euphorbiaceae.